UAUUUGACAAAAAUGUGAAUAAAAGCAAGUUGGCUUUAAAAUUUAAAACCUUUUAAAUUAAUACAUCAAAAAGCAAUUGACUUUCGUGGCACGCAUGGCCAGUGUGUGAUUCGCUAACGACCGUAAAAAAGGCCACGAAGAAUUUACAGCGAAACGAUAUAAAAGUUAUUUGAACGUCAGCGCCAGGGCUCAGUUUUACAUGAGCAGCGGGCAGAGCAACGCGCGAGGACGAGCUGCAAUAGCAGCAGCUGCAGUUGGCAAUUGUGGUCGAAGACAUUCUUGCCGUGACUGCGGCGCAUUAAAUCAACGUGUGAAACACAAACCGGAAGUGCAAGCCCGACCCAGGCACCGCCCUCUACCCUGACCCCGACCCUUGCGGCGACCCUGAUCCUGAACCUAGACCUGUGCCCGAUCCUGUGCAACUGGUGGUCGCGUCAUGUCUGUCGCCGUCUAUGCCUGGGGCGCCAAUUCUCACGGUCAGCUCGGCCUUGGCUACGAAUCGGAGCUCUGCAUGACACCACAACGCCUAUCAAAAUGCUCAUUUGUGCCUCAGCUGGUGCGCUGCAUACGCGGCGGCGGUGGUCAUGUCCUAAUCCUCGAUAGCAAUGGACGUCUGCACGCCUGCGGCUGGAAUAAUCGCGGCCAAUUGGGCCUGAACUCAGACGACGAGUGCCAUAGCGAGUUCUCCAUGGUGCCCACGGAAUUCUUUGAGGAAGUACCUGUGGAGUUCGUCAGCUGCGGCUGGGAUAUAUCGGGCGCUAUUACUUUGACUAAACGCCUCUAUGUCUGGGGCUCGAAUGCGUUUCAGCAGCUCGGGAUUUGCCAGCGCGGCUUUAUGGCUGUGCGUAGGCCAAUGCCCGUGCGUCUGCCGCGCGAGGAGGCGGCACAAAGGUUUAGCUUCGGUCUGCGCUUCUGUGCGGUGCUCACCCAGGAUCAAAAAAUCUAUAUAUUUGGACGUUUGCGCAUUAUGGAUCCGCCUCCCAUUGAACUGGACAUUACUGCGACAUCUCUGCAUCGCUGCAAUGUGAUGAAGAUCCAAGUGCACAAUCCCAAUGAGCUGCGGAUUGUUUCCCUAGUCAGUGGCCAGAAUCACAUGCUGGUCAAGUGCGUGAAUUUGGAAGCGGGUGGCAGCAGACGUAUCAUCGCCCUGGGAGACAACAAGUUCGGCCAAUCGAAUGCCUUUCAGUUCGAGGAGGAUGUGCGCCAGCUUGCCGUCGGCUGGACGCACAAUGCAGCCCUGUUGAAGUCCAAUAGCAUUUUGCUCUGGGGUCGCAACUGCUAUGGCCAGCUGGGCACGGGUGAGUUCUGCGAGCAGCGAGCGACGCCAACGCCAUUGCAGCUGCGCUUGGAGGAGGGAACGACGCCGGCACGCCUACACAUGGGCGCGGAACAUGGACUGCUGCGCACCACAGCUGGCGAGAUCUAUACCUGGGGCUGGAAUGAGCACGGCAAUUGUGGAAAUAAUGCUACGGAAAAUAUCUGUACUCCAACUUUAUUGAAGCUGCCGGGCUACGCAAAGCUGGCUGGAUCGGGCGCUGGAUUUUGUUAUGCGAUUGUAGAAGAAGCUGAUGGAGAAACUGCAACAACUUCUUGAAAACGCUUACGCUAGACUAAGCUUGAAUC
This is a messenger RNA of Drosophila navojoa, 1623 nucleotides long. RefSeq names its product secretion-regulating guanine nucleotide exchange factor. NCBI's taxonomy places the organism in Eukaryota, Metazoa, Arthropoda, Insecta, Diptera, Drosophilidae. The record is from RefSeq and is a predicted model, not a curated record.